Molecule: messenger RNA, 8256 nt
Organism: Cinara cedri
Lineage: Eukaryota; Metazoa; Arthropoda; Insecta; Hemiptera; Aphididae
Source: the annotation of a GenBank genome assembly
AUGGCCGAAAAUCCUCUGAAAAAAAAAAUACAUUUUUAUCUACAACGUUCACGUAAUCAAUCAUUAAAUAUAUUAUAAUGUUAAAUUUUUAACUAAAAUUAAUGUUUGUUUUGACAAAUUUGUUCAGUAAAAUAUAAACCAAGGUAGAUAAACUUAUGAAUGGUUUAAUUAAAUUACAAAUAGAUUGCAGUUGCAGUAUGACUAUACAAUAAAAUAUAAAAAUAAAUACAAUUUUUUAAUUAAGUAUUUUUAUCUUAUCAUUGAUCAAUAUUCAAUUGACAAUUAUUUUCAAUACACUUUAACUAUUAUUUUUUAAAAUUGAAGACUUGGUAUUAUCGCAUUAUGAUUACCUAUACAUUAAAUUAAACGUAUCUAUAGGCUUUCGAUACUAAUAUGGUAAUACACUGGCCAGGGAAGGCUAAGUCCUCUCAACCCCCCCCCCCACCCAAAUUGCGCCUAUGAAUUUCUAUUUAAUCUAAUUCUAUAUCUAUAUAAUAUUUGGUGGUAUAGGUACUCGUAAAUAUCCAGUCUUAUUGACUAUUGAUACUUCAUUUGUAAAUACCACCUAACAAUUUAUUAUUGGAAAUUAAAUUUUGUUAAUAUAAACAUCAGUUAGGUUCACUGUCACAUUCACGACAAUCGUUUAAACGUACUAAUACAUAUUUUGUUACGAUAUAUUAAUGGAAAAUCAAAUAUUUCGUGAACAAAUUAUACAAUAUUAUAUUUUAUUAAUGGAUACAAAUUCGCUUUAUAAAAAUGUUUAAAUAGUAAUUUUCAGAGGUGGUUGUAUUCAAACGUUUGUGUACAUGUUAUUUUUAAUUGAACGAACUUGAUUAAAUAAUUUAAGGAGGAAAUGUAUGUAUGUAUACAUCAGUAUACUAACGGGGACGUGACUCGGACCUGUCGUGAGAAAACCAUGGACGCAACUCGGACAAAUUAUAAGUUUUGGACGCAAUUCGAAUGCACCCAUUCUGUUUUUGCUGUUGCAUAUUAGAAUAAAUCAAUGUACAAUUCGCAUUUAAAAUCUUGUACUAAUGUACUUAUAUAAAAAUAAUAUUAUAUUGUAUUGGCAAUAAUUUCGAUAAUAAUAUUGUUAUUCAUUUUAACUGUGUGCAAUUUUUUGAUAAAUUUAAAUAUUACGAAGUUAAUAAAACGAUUUAAUAAUAAUUUUGUUUGUAUUUGUAAAUUUAACUGUAUUUUGUUUUAUUACUACAAUCUAUAUAUCAUAAUUAAUCUAUUCUGUGAUAAUAUUAUGAUGAUACAAGUAUAGCUGAAUGUUCUCAUAUCUACAGGCUGCAGCCCUUAUGCAGAUCUAUAAUAUAGUUUAUCCUAUACGUAGGUAUAUUAUGGAUAUACAUUAUAAAGUCAGAGUGUAACACUUUAACGUUAAUACCAUUUGCAGGAGUUAAUUUAGUUUUUUUUUUUUUUUGGGGGGGGGGUAUUUUCUCCAAGGUAAAUUUCCCAAUUUAACAUAUUAAAAACAAGAAUAAGAAAUUUACUACACAAUUUUAAUUUUUGUUUUAAUCUUAAUUGUUUUCACACAAUUAAUAAUGAUAUAGAAUACGCAAUAAAUAUAACAUUAAUGAUAAUGUAACAAAUUAUAUCAAAUUUAAAUUUCUUUCUUUGCCAUUGAUGGCAAAUUUGUCUAAUAACAUUUCGUCGUGUAUAUUAAUGUCUCGCUGAAUUGCUAAAAGUGCAAGUCCCACUAGCCUAGAUUCUGAGAUCGUAAUUUUUAGAUACGUUUUGAGUCUUCUCAACGUCGAAAAGUUGCGAUGGAUACUGUUAUUAUAGCUAAUAUUUUUAGUAACUCAUACAACUUUGGAUCCAUUAAAUUAUCACAGACACUUAAAGCCUCUAUAGCAGUUGCAGACCUUAAGUUUACUUCAAUAUUUUUCCAUUUAUUUAUCUUUCCAAAGCUUUUAUAAUAUUAUUUAGCCCAGGUAGUUAGCCUACGUACGAUUUAUCGGACAGCAAAUUGUACCUAAUAAUAAACUAUAAAAGCGAUAAAAACUAUACGACGAAAACCGACCAUCGUGUUAUCACGAUUUUUCGGAGAUAAUAAAGUAAAUUAAGUAAUACCUACGAAAUUACUAAAUUACUAAAUAUUAUUAUUUAGAAAAACAAAAAUUCAAUAAAUUCUAUUUUGGUUAUUUAUGAGUAACCGAACCAGAGUUCCAAAACAACAUUGUGGUACUCAUAAGGAAUGGUGCUGAAAGUUAGCCAUUUAUUCAUAAUAAUGGUAAAUUAAAUUAUAUUUAACGAUAAUAUUGUUGAAAGGUCGUUCGGUAGAUUCGGUGUCUUCAAACCUACAGCUUGAUUUGUGGAUGUAUGUUGAAGAUGGAGGUACCUCACAUCAUCCUCCACUGGUGUGUGUUAAACGGCUGCUUCUGACAAAUAAUUGGUAGUGUAUACGGAAUUUGGUGGAGUUUAAUUAAAAGUUUAAUAAUUUAGAAUGUUAUCGGAUAGUUUCUGAAUCUAAGAGAAGUGAAGUGUAUUGGUUAUGUUCCGGAAAUGUUCAAAAGGAGAAUUUGAAAAUCACCGAAAUCACGGGAUACAGGUAUUCGUUUUUAUUCGGUUCGAUUUUGAUUUUAUACCGUUAUUAAUCGGUAUUCAAAUAUUUAAUACUAGUUUACAGCUCUGAAUUAAAACAGCUUCAAAAUAUAUAAUUGAAUAUUAUAAAAAUUGCGUCAUAUAAUACACAUUAUACAGAUUUGUGGUUUUCAUUGUAUAUUUAUUACAGAGAUAUAUACCUAGGUACCUAUAUAAUCAGCUGAUAUCUGCAAAAAACACAUAAUUGAAUCAAAGUAGGGGGAAACGACCGGAAACAAAAUGAAAUAAAAUAAAAAAUAUCCGUUCGUAUUAUAUCGAUUAUAAUUAUUAUACAAUAAUUAUAUAAAUUGGAACAGGAUACAAAAAUCAAUUAUUACACACCGAUAGGUAGGUAGUCGCGCAACCAGAACAUUUCCAUUCAACUUUUUAGUUGCUAUCAUUCUUCAUCCUCAUUGAUACUCACGUAAUAUUAUGCACUACUCAGUAGUUGUACAUUGUUAAAAGUUUUAAACUAGUGAUUACGUAAUAAGUACCUAUACAUCUAAACCGUCAAUACGAUGAAGAUUCAACUGUAUGUUAUUGUUAGGAUACUAGAGAUUUGUAUAGUGUUCGGUAGUCAAGGAGUGAAAAAUAAAAACGGUUUUUUCCCCAACUUACCCGCAGUAAUAAUAUUAAUAUUUUAAUUUGUAUGCUAUAUAUAUGAUUAUAUAAUAAUACAUUUAUUAUACUAAUACAGCUGAUAUUGUAGAUGUUCAAUAAGCAUAAUAGUAUAUUCUUAUGUUCUUAUUGCAGGGACCGUAUAUUCCAAAACUCGAAGCGAUCCGUCCGAUCCAGAACACAGCGAACCAUUCGGUUGCGUUAAAUAUUUAUUUGAGUAGAAAAUCGCUUAAUAUCACUUACAUAAUGGGUAACAUAACCCUAAAAACACAAUUUGACGAUACGUUUUGGGUAAGUUGAAUUUUAUUAGAUUCUGAGCGAAGUGUAAUACUUGUAAGCUAUAUUUACUAUGAUGUGUACAUUCCCUCCUCAAGCUCCAAUAUAUAUAUAUAUAUUAUAUCAAAUUUUGCAAAAGUGUCUGAAAAAACAAUUAAAAAUAAACUAGUUGAAUUUUUAGAAAAAAAUAAUCUAUUAUUUGAAAACCAAUUUGGUUUUAGACCGGGAAAAGGAACGGAUCAAGCAAUAUAACAAAAACAUCAAAUAUUAUUUACAAUGCAUUAGAGAAAGAAAAAAAAACGUGAAUCGAUUUACCUUAACUUGGCUAGAGCUUUUGACACGAUCAACCACGAAAUACUGUUGAAUAAAAUAAAAACAUCGGGAUAACUGGAUCCGCAUUACAAUUAUUCACAUCUUACCUUAGUAAUAGAAAACAAUUAGUUAAAAUUAACAAAACAUAUAAUGAUGAAAUAAAGAUUAAAUGGGGAGGGGAUCAAGAAAACGCGAUUUCAACUAUACUAUUCAAUAUACAGUUAAACGACAUUAAAAACUUAACUUUAAAAAGUACUUUAGUUUGUCAUGCUGAUGACACAGUUUUGAUUUACUCAGAAAAUACGUGGAUUCAUACGAAGAGGUGUUUAAAACUAUAACGGAAGAUCUAAAAAUUAUAGAACACUGGCUUUUUAUAAAUAACCUAUUUUUAAAUUACGAUAUAACUGUUAUUUUAUUACGUUCGUGGAAAAUAAAUACAUUACCAAACAUAAAAGACUUUAUACAACACAAUAAAACAUAUAACACUUAUGAUAUAAAUUGCCAAUGCAAGAAAAUAAACAUUAUGAAUAAUACUAAAUAUUUGGGUGUAGAAAUAUGCUCAAACAUAAAAUGAAAUAAACAAAUCAACUCAUUAACAAAAAAACCUAGAAAAAUGAUUUACAUAAUGGAAGAAUUUCAAGAUAUCUUAAAUAAGAAAGAUUUAAGGCCAAUUUACUUGGCACUGAUAGAACCAGUUAUUUUUUAUGACAUAAUAGGCUGGGGAGGAUCUUAUUAUAACACUUUCUCUCGAUUGCAAACUAGUCAAAAUACUCUAAUUAGGAUCGCCUUAAAAAAAAGAUAAAAAAUACCAUACGAAACAACUAUAUGAAGAUUUUAAUGUACUAAAUAUCAAAAACUUAUAUUCGAAAUCAGCAGUUUUCUUUUUUGAAAAAAAAUUACUAUCUCAUCCACUCUAUGCCAUGGUAUAGGUACAAGGUUCGCUAAAAAUAACUUUACAAUACACUGGCCUCUUAAAACAGGCACACGGAAACAAUAUGAAUUUGUCGGUGCAAAAAUUCGAAACUUAAUACCAAAACACCUACACACAUUACCACUGCUAGAUUUAAAAUAGACAUUACGAAAUUACUUCUUAAUAAAUUUAACACUGAUUUAUUAUUACAAAACUACCUAUACUGUUGUGUCGUGAUCAUUUUUUGUACAAAUAUUUUUUUUUUUUACUAACGAUUUAUAUUCUAACUUUUCCGUUUUUCAAGUUUGAACAUAAUGAUUUUUACGUUUAAUUUAAUUUAUUCACUAGAUACAUAAUUUUGUUUAUAUUAUAUAAUUAAUAAUUCUCAAAGCAUUAUACAUAUAUUGCCAUUUUUAUAAUCAAACACAUGUUAAUAUAAUAAAACCAGGGCCUUCACAUGAAAAUACACAGUGAGGUACAGUAUUCUUUUUUUGAUAAAUAAACGAAUACUAAUAAUAAUAAUAAUAAUAAUUUUGUUAAACAAUCAUUGUUGUCAUGGAAACGCACAUUUUUUAAUAAUUUUACCAUAGUAUGACAUAAAACCAUAUAUUAUAUUAUUGACAAAGCAACAUUAUCAACUGAACUCGACUCAGAAUCGUUAUUUCGUUAGAAAUGAUUUAUUUUUACGUAGCCUACCUUCCCAACUACCCACCUACAAUAGCGGCUGCACCCACGCGUGAGUCAGUAUGUCCGUCCUUUUUUUUAUAUAUUUUUUUUUAAGAUUCGUAGACCCGAAAAAUAAUAUAACUGUGUGUGUUUUCUUUCUCAUAUUAUAUCAAACAAUAGGCCUAUAAAAUACCCAUUAAAAAAUAAUCAAAUUUUCGAGAUCUUGUUAUUAAUUGAUCUAGUUACAAAAAACAUAACUUUAUAAUAACUAUAAUAUUAUAACAUUAUAAUAUCGCCUCCAGUUCUUAGUUCCAGUUUGGUUUUUCACGAACAACUGUAUAUAAUAUUAUACAGACGCCUAAUGUUAAUAAUAAUAUUUUAUUAAUAAUUAUGUCUUAGGUGGAUUAUAAUAUGGCGUCCAGAAGUUCAAUGGGUGGAUGGAAAGACAACGCGUAUUUCUUGAAAUGUUUCAAUGCUUGUAGUACGGCUAGGUCGUUAAUGGGGAAUAUGUGGAAUUCAUUAACGAAAGCGUUUAACGCGACAAAUAAAUGUCCUGUUCCAGCGGUAAUACAUCACUAAACCUUAUUAACAAAUUUUGAGCGUUUGCCUAUGCACGGAGACUAUUUUCAUUACUCGACAAUUGUGUAGUUUUAUAGUAUAUAUGAUUAUUUCGUUUCAAGCGUAGCAUUUGCCGGUUAAAAAUAGAGACAAAUGAUUUGUAUGCGAGAGAAACGAAGUUGGUUCGAAUUAGUUGAAGUUGAUCGGUCUGUUUACAAUAAGUAAUCAGUGCUUGAACUUAGAAAAUAAAAGAAGGGGUAUUGUGAGGUUUAAAAAAAAGUAGUUUCCUUUGUAAUGUUUAAAUUCGACCUAAUCAAAACCAUUAAGAAAAAUUAGAAGUGAUACGUUUAAAUAUUUUUAAAAAAUAAGCGAUACUCCGUUCUCUCGAGACACCUCCCAAUUCAAGCACUGUAAAUAAUUGAGUUCGUGCAAGUGGCCCGUUUAGCAGUUCUAAAACAAUGUGCGGAAAAGUAAAGGCGGAAAUUUUGUUUUGACGGUGACAGACAGUAGCGUAGGUAUGAAAAUUCAGCCUAAAUGAGUAAAAUUUCUGGGACAACUUUUUUCUUAGAUUAAAAUAUAAAAAGAUAAAAACAGGAGUAUAUAAGAAUAUAGUUUUACAGCACAGUGUGCCUAUUUUAUUAAACUUUUAUUUUUUCUUUUGUAUCAAAUAAAUAAAAUAUGCAUCUAUAAUAACAGUCAAAGUUUUACUUUACGGGCUUUUAAAUUCGGUAUUAUUGAUUUUCAUUAUUUAUAAAUUAUGUACAGUGAAACCUGUCUGAUAGAAAAAAUGUCAGUUAUAGACAGGAACUGGAACCAAAACCAAAAGAACCGGUUCUGAAACUCAAAAACCCCUUAAAAUAUUGGGAACCGGAACUGAAUUUAAAAAUUUUCAAAUAACCAGAACCGAAACCCAUAUUUUUAAAUUUAAAAAACGGGUUUUACAAUAGAAAAAUUAUUUUGUUUUUUCCUCCAUAGCUUAAUUUACUGCUCAAUUUACUCAGCUAUAAUACUACUUAUAAAUUUAUACCAUAGAUUAAAAUACGAUUGCUUUGAUAAACUAUUUGUGAAAUCAUGAUGAGUAAUUUUAUGACUUAUGAACUCAAUUAAAAUUAAAAUAAUCUGUAGGUACUAAUAAGUUACAACAGUAUAUUAUUGUUUUUCAAGCGGUUUUCACAACAUCUGAGAAAAAUCGGGAAAACUGUGAAAAAACGGAAAAUGUACGAAAUGUAGGUAUUAGUAAAAAAAUAUUAUGACCUUUUUUUUUUCUGUGUACAACUUUUCUAUCAGAAAUUUUUACCUGAAUAACAUUGAUAGAAUUUUUUCUUAAAAGAAAUCUAAAUGGAGAGGUACUUUAGGGGGAGGGGAUAAUGUUUCGAUUUUCCCACGAGUUCCCCCAGCAAAUAUUGAAAACUGGUAAAAAACAUGAAAAAACCGGGGAAAACGCAAAAAAAAACGUGAAAAUCGGUAUAAUAUUAAACAAGUAUUAUUAAAGAAAAUAUAUAAUACUUAUUUAAUUACUUAACCAUAAUAUAACAUAUAUAUUAUUGACAAAGCAUCAGUAUCAACUGAACUGCGUUCAGAAUCGUUUUUUCGUUAGCAAUAGUUUAUCGUUGCUUACAGAUAUACAUUAAAUUCCCUCGUGUAUCCUACUUUACUAACUUUCCACCAAAAAUAUAUUAUCAACCGCAUCCGUCAUAGUCUUAACCUAACCCUAUCCGGGAAACCCUGUAUCGUUUUGUCGGGACCUCAAAAUGUGCGUUGAAAAAAGUGUUUGUUAAGGCAGGUUUCACUGUAAUCAUUGAUUUAAAUGGCAGUCGUAAUAAAUAAUAAUAUACAAGAUAAUAUUUUGGAUGAUUAUUUUGUUCAACGUGUAAAUAAUUUCGCUUAUGACAGCAAAACAGUGUCCUGGAAAGGCAGUAAGGUCCUUUAGAUUUUGGGCACUAAUGCGACCGUGUUCCCUGUAUUCCCCUAUUUACGCCGCUGGCGACAGAAUUGAUUGAGUUUUGGACUAGAAGGACUUUUGUAUAGCCUCUUGCGGUAGGGUUUCUGACAUACCGCGGUAGUCGGUAUGUCGGGUAUCAAUACUGGUGAGCUGCGACAUCGUUCGAAAGUAUAAAAAACUUAGUAGAAAUAAAUUGUGUCGUUUACAGGGUACAUACAUAUCGUCGGGUAUGAAUAUAUACGACGUCGGUGAUAAUAAUUUUCCAAAAACGUUCUUUUACGGAAGGUAUAAAGUAACGGUCAAGGUUUUGAACAAAAAUAACGAUUACGUUGGCGGUUUCAUAAGUUUUAUGAACAUACUUCGACCAUGGGAAACAGAUACAUAG